AUUUGACAUCCCCAUCAAUUAAUAGAAAAAAAUUGUUUGUAUUGUAUUUCGGAGGAAUCUUUGGUAUUUUGCAAAGAAUUCGGUAGACGAAAUUUCUGCAUUCGAUCCGAAAUAUCUGCUAUCUGUCUAUUCUGAGCGAAGGUAUAAAAAAGUAAUGAGCGAUUGGUCGAAAUCACACAAAAACGCCAGUAACGCAAAAGUCGAAAAAAUGACGGAAGACGCAUCAAAGUUUCUGGGUGGUAUCCUUGGUGAUAUAAGCUCAAGAUCUGCAUAUACGCAAAUUGCAAUUGGAGCCACAUCGGGAUGGAUUACUGGCUUUGCAACAAUGAAAAUUGGAAAAUUUGCGGCUUUUGCUAUUGGCGGAGGCAUUAUUUUAAUGGAGAUCGCCCAUCAAGAGGGCUUCAUCGAGAUUGAUUGGUCUAAAAUUACAGGAAAACUUGAUAAAGUCACUGAUAAAGUAGAAACUGCUGUUACUGGACAAGAAAAAAAUUGGAUUGAAAAGACUGAACGUUUUGUCGAUCGUAAACUUGAUCGCGCCGAAAACAUACUGAAGUCAAAAACAAAGAAAGCCAAGAAAUGGUAUAGCAAACUAAUUGGCGAUGAAAAUGGACCCAAGGUAAACGAUCUUCACAUCUUCUUGACAGCUUUUGUGGGCGGAAUUGCAUUAGGCGUAGCUUCGUCCUAAAGGAAAUCUCAAUAUAACUUAUGAUGUUAUUCUUAUACCUAGAUACUUGUCUCAUUCAUCACAUGCUAAUAUAAUUUAGUGUAACCGAGUUAACUCAACAUUUGUUUAUCAAAGCGAGAAUAUUAUGAUGUGAUUGAUAUCCCAAUAGCGCUUGCAUUAAAAGAAUUGUAUUAUCAAUGAAUUAAAAUAAAACAAGUGAGCAGUGGUUUACGAAAUUGCCACUGACCAGUUA
This is a messenger RNA of Rhagoletis pomonella (apple maggot), 917 nucleotides long. Its product is annotated as FUN14 domain-containing protein 1. NCBI's taxonomy places the organism in Eukaryota, Metazoa, Arthropoda, Insecta, Diptera, Tephritidae. Gene Ontology annotation, biological process: autophagy of mitochondrion. The coding region runs from base 155 to 685 and encodes 176 amino acids. The transcript is spliced from 4 exons. Gene Ontology annotation, cellular component: mitochondrial outer membrane. The record is from RefSeq and is a predicted model, not a curated record.